UGUAAAAGCGGUUACUUUCACUGUUUAUACAGUAAUAUCCUGUUGUUUUCAUUUACUCUAACUCAUAUUGUUGUCAAUGUCCGCGGGAAGUGAAGACCUUCGUUCUUGUGUAAUAACGAGGGUUUAGGUUGUUGGGUAACUUCGAGGACUUUUCUGAAUUUGCUCCAAAUGUCACAAAAGGAGCACUCUGAAAAUGACAUUUGGGAUUAUAAACCUCUCGAGAAGAAAAAGAAGAGACAUGAAUCAUCCUCUGCCACUGCGAGUGUCAUUAAACGGAGAUGUACAGCCAGAAAAGCCUCCAAGAAAGACACUUCUUUCUCAGACAAGUCAUCGGACAUGACAAACAAGAUACCUGACAGAGGAGAUGUUAAUACUGUUGUUAACGGACACAGCAGUGAAGAGGCAAAUGGUAUACCUUCAAAUUCAGUGUCCACUAAUGAUAACGUGCAUGCAGACGCUACAUCUGAUGGAUCCUGUGGAGAAUUCUGCCCCAUGUGUCAGAUGCCUUUCUCUAUCCUGCUGGUGCAGACACAAAGGUGGCAUGUCUCUGAAUGUUUGGACACUCCCAGGGAGAACUGCAAAGAAUGUCCGGAUGGUAUUCAGUGCUCCUCCACUAUUCCAACCCAUUACAAGAAAUUCAACCACACACUCUUGGCCCACAGCCGUGCAAACAGUGACACAACACUCCUCAGCCAGUCCCAGCAGACAGAGACCAGUUUCCCUGAGUUGAUAAAAAAUGACCAGAACAGCUCUACAUUCGAGUCUUCUCAGGACAGUGCUUUGAGCCUCUCUGCUUUAUCCAAUCACAGCGUCUCCCCUCACAAUAACCAUUCUGAAACCCCUCCAUCUAAGCCUGCAAAUGGCCUUAUGCUACUGCGCUCGCCUUGCCCUAAGGAUUUUAAGAAAAAGAAAGGCUGGUCCAGCUUACAAAAAAGCCAAAAAUCUAUCAGUUCUUCUCAAGAAAGUAGAGCAGAGCUUUCAUCCACUCCUGUCAAGGCGGAGGCUGGAACACAAGCUUGUGAACGUUUACCUGAAAAUGAACCUUCACCUGACAUGGAGGAUUUUAUAUCUUACUCUCCCCUUUCUGAGCUCCCUGCAGAGACUGAAUGUAGAAAAUUCCUUUUUGAUAAUGAAAAAUCUGAAGAUGAAGACUCAGUGAAGCUUUUCAGUGACUGUUUCUCAAGUGAAGAUGAGCUCCUCACUCAGUUUAUUGACAAUUUAGAAUCUAAAAAUGAGCAAGAAAAGAAGCCUGCUCCCUUAAAUGCACAGCUGGAGUCGGUUAUCUCAUUACCUCCAACCAAUCAGCAAGCUGCCUCUUCUUUCACAGGUGGUAAGGAAACCCUCUGUGAAUCCAACAGUGCUAUUAAGAGUAGCAUUCAGUCUCCACAAAGUAUUGUUUUAGAGCGCCUGAGAGAAACUAUUCUCAGCUCAGAUCACCUACAUUUAAAAACCCUGAACAGUGUUCAAUCAGAGCAAGCGUCCUCAUCACAAGCUUCAAAAUCUCAGAGCAUGCCGCCACAGAAAGGCUCAGCCAAGGCAGGCCAGGCCUCCAGUCUGAAGCAGACGGACAUCGGGGUGUUUUUUGGUCUCAAACCCCUCAAAGAAAAGGAGGAAAAGGCAGAGAGUGGACCAAACGGAUUCAUCGGCAACUCAGUUCCAGCUUCUGAAAACUCGGGACAGAGACGGCAGAGGAGAGAGAGGCAAAGAAAUAGGAAGGCUGACACAGCUGCAGACGUCUCACAGGCCACAGGAAGUGUGGAUAAUUAUAAAGCUGUGGAGGCUCAAGCUGGGAGAGGAAGAAGAGGAGGAUGGAGAGGGAGGUGGAACAGAGUAAAUGCUGAUGGAGAAAACGAGCCGCCACGCUGCCCCUUCUACAAGAAAAUUCCAGGAACUAAGUUUGCCAUAGAUGCCUUUCGCUAUGGAGAGAUUGCAGGAAUCACUGCCUACUUCCUGACACAUUUCCACUCGGACCACUACGGAGGGCUGACCAAGAACUCCACAUUCCCGAUUUACUGCAACAAAAUCACAGGGAACCUGGUAAAGAGCAAACUGAGGGUUGCAGAGCAGUACGUCCACAUCCUCCCCAUGAACACUGCCGUCACUGUGGAGGGAGUCAAAGUUAUCCUCCUGGAUGCCAACCAUUGUCCAGGAGCUGCCAUGCUUCUGUUCUUCCUGCCCGAUGGACAGACCGUCCUCCACACUGGAGACUUCAGAGCCGAUCCCUCAAUGGAGACGUACCCUGAGUUACUGAGCUGCAGGGUUCAGACGCUCUACCUGGACACUACCUACUGCAGCCCUGAGUACACCUUCCCCAAACAACAAGAAGUCAUCAACUUUGCAGCCAGCGCCGCCUUUGAGAUGGUAACACUCAACCCACGCACACUUGUGGUGUGUGGGUCCUACUCUGUGGGGAAAGAGAAAGUCUUUUUAGCACUCGCAGAGGUCCUGGGCUCUAAAGUUUGCCUCUCUAGAGACAAAUACAACACCAUGUGCUGUCUGGAGUCAGAGCAGGUGAGACAACGCGUAACUACUGACUGGAAAGCUGCCCAGGUCCAUGUGCUACCCAUGAUGCAACUUAAUUUCAAGAAACUACAGGAUUACCUGGCUCGCUUUUCUUCCCAAUACGAUCAGCUGGUGGCUUUUAAGCCCACAGGUUGGACUUUCAGCCAGCAGGUGGACUCAGUGCAAGACAUUCAGCCUGAGAUCAGGGGAAACAUCUCCCUCUAUGGAAUCCCAUACAGUGAACACAGCAGCUUCCUGGAGCUGAAGCGUUUCGUCCAAUGGCUUCAGCCACUGAAAAUCAUCCCGACAGUCAACGUCGGUAGCUGGGAGAGCAGGAGGGCCAUGGAGAGGUGCUUCAGUGAGUGGAUCAUGGAAACUAAAGUGAAACGGUGACUUGGUUCCUCUGAACUGUGUUUAUAGCUAACCUAAAGAUCGCCUCUUAAUACUUGAAAUGCUGCAGGACCACUAGGAACACAUUUAUUUUAACUUCACUGAUUUUAUUCAUUUUAAGCUUGCCUUACAUCCACAACUCUUAAAUUGUAAGUUCAGAGCCAGUUUAUGAUAAGAGUUCUGGUUUAGUCCUCAGUUUUAUGAUCUAAAAAGACUGAGUUUAUUUGGUGUAUUGUUUUGGAUGAGUGUCAUAAAAGUAUCAUACUGUACAUUUAAACAGAUGUAUUACCACCUCCAAUAUCAACGAUUUGUCAGGAAUACGGCAAGUGCGGUUCUUAAAAUGUGCAAUUUCCUAAUAAUCUGUAAUUUUUGUAAUUAUUUUUUUUUAUGUAUAUAAAUAAAAACAAAUGUUCUAAACAUUC
Molecule: messenger RNA, 3314 nt
Organism: Cheilinus undulatus (humphead wrasse)
Lineage: Eukaryota; Metazoa; Chordata; Actinopteri; Labriformes; Labridae
Gene: dclre1a
Product: DNA cross-link repair 1A (PSO2 homolog, S. cerevisiae)
Exons: 9
Coding region: 169-2895 (908 amino acids)
Biological process (GO): double-strand break repair via nonhomologous end joining; protection from non-homologous end joining at telomere; interstrand cross-link repair
Molecular function (GO): damaged DNA binding; 5'-3' DNA exonuclease activity
Source: RefSeq, a predicted model, not a curated record